ACUCAGAUGGGUUUUGAGUCCCGGUCCGAAGCUUCAGAGGAUCAGAUCCUGCUGGAAGGAGGACCUGCGAGUCCGGGACCGAACGGAUUCUGAGCUGGACCAGAACCGGGCCUCAGAGACCACCGGGUGUGGGUCUGAGCGGGUCAUCUUCUGAGGACCGAACCAGGACCAGGACCAGGAGGAGAGAAGGGAAUCUGCAGACAGAACCGAACUUCUUUUUUUUUAAGAACCUGUUCGUGCAGAGUCUGAGUGAGAGCGAGCGGCGGCGGCGGCGGCCAUCACUCCGGCACGGCGGCGCCUGCAGACAUGUCGGUCUCCACUCAGCUGGGUCUGCUGCUGUGGAAGAACUUCACCUACAGACGGAGACAGACGCUCCAGCUCCUGGUAGAAAUCGUCUGGCCUCUCUUCAUCUUCUUCAUCCUCAUCACCGUGCGUCUGAACUACCCUCCCUACGAGCAGCAUGAGUGUCAUUUUCCCAACAAGGCGAUGCCGUCGGCAGGAACCCUGCCCUGGGUCCAGGGGAUCCUCUGCAACGCCCACAACCCCUGCUUCAAGAACACCACGCCGGGCGAGUCCCCGGGCGUCGUCGGAAACUUCAAUGACUCCAUAAUUUCUCGCCUGUUUUCGGACGUGAAGAAGAUCCUGCUGUACAGUCAGAAUGAUAAGAACCUGGAGGGCUUCAAGGAACUGGCCCGGGCCCUGGAGACGCUGCAGGCCACUCGCUCAGGCUUCAAGUUGAAGCAUUUCCUGCGAGACAAUGAGACUCUAUCGAGCUUUCUGCUGAGGAACGCCUCUCUGUCCCGGCUCACCGUUCAGCAGAUCACCGAGGCCAACGUCAACCUGGAGAAGGUCCUCCUCAGAGGCUUAGGGGUCCACCUGAAGGACAUGUGUCCCAGGAAGGACGGGAGGCAGAAUCUGUCGGACUUUGUGACCUUCUCGGACCAGCGGCUGGUGUCUCAGGUGCAGGACAUCAUCUGUGAGGCGCAGCCCGAGUGGCUGGACAAGGCUGAGGAGAACUUCAUGAGCAACCUGGACUUCUUCAGACCGAUCCGGAGGGACGUGGGUUCUGACCCGGAGGCCGUCCAGCAGGUGGUCCGGGCCACCAACAACCUUCUGGACAGUCUGGGCUCCCUGGCUGUGGAGUGUGUAAACCUGGACAAGUUGGAGCCAGUCGCCACCGAGGAGCGGCUCGUUAACCAGUCCAUGCUGCUGCUGGAGGACAGGAAGUUCUGGGCGGGGAUCGUGUUCCCCGACAUCGCUCCGAACACCACAGAACUCCCGCCAAAAGUCAACUACAAGCUCCGGAUGGACAUCGACAACGUGGAGCGGACCAACAAGAUCAAAGACGCGUACUGGGACCCAGGCCCUCGUGCCGACCCGUUUGAGGACAUGCGGUACAUCUGGGGCGGGUUCUUGUACCUGCAGGACGUGAUCGAGCAGGGCAUCAUCAGAGCGCUGACGGGCACCAGAGAGAAAACGGGAGUCUACAUCCAGCAGAUGCCGUACCCCUGCUACGUGGACGACAUCUUCCUGCGGGUGAUGAGCCGCUCCAUGCCGCUCUUCAUGACGCUGGCCUGGAUGUACUCGGUGUCCAUCAUCCUGAAGAGUGUGGUGUACGAGAAGGAGGCCCGUCUGAAGGAGACCAUGAGGAUCAUGGGUCUGGAUAACGGCAUCCUGUGGUUCAGCUGGUUCAUCAGCAGCCUGGUGCCUCUGCUGAUCAGCGCCGGUCUGCUGGUGCUGGUGCUGAAGAUGGGGAACCUGCUGCCGUACAGCGACCCGGGCAUCAUCUUCCUCUUCCUGGGCUCGUACGCCGUGGUCACCAUCAUGCAGUGCUUCCUCAUCAGCACGGUGUUUUCUCGCGCCAACCUGGCCGCCGCCUGCGGAGGAAUCAUCUACUUCACCCUCUACCUGCCGUACGUCCUCUGCGUCGCCUGGCAGGACUACAUUGGCUUCGGGGCCAAAGUCUUUGCUAGCCUGCUGUCUCCUGUGGCGUUCGGGUUCGGCUGCGAGUACUUCGCCCUAUUCGAGGAACAAGGAGUCGGCAUCCAGUGGCAGAACCUGGUGUCGAGCCCCCUUCAGGAGGACGAGUUCAGUCUUCGGACCACCAUCAUUGUCAUGUACUUCGACUCCUUCCUGUACGGGGUGCUCACCUGGUACAUAGAAGCCGUGUUUCCAGGUCAGUAUGGGAUCCCUCGACCCUGGUACUUCCCCUUCACCAAGUCCUACUGGUUUGGAGAUGACGGGAGGUCCAGUAAAGUCCCUCUGAACCGGAAAGGAAAUGCUUCAGCUGUGUGUGUGGAGGAGGAGCCAGCUCACCUGGAGCCAGGAGUCUUCAUCGAGAACCUGGUGAAGGUCUACCGUCACGGUAAAAAGCUGGCAGUGGACGGACUGACGCUCGGAUUCUACGAGGGACAAAUCACGUCUUUCCUGGGUCACAACGGAGCCGGAAAAACCACCACAAUGUCCAUCCUGACCGGCCUGUUCCCGCCCACCUCUGGCACCGCCUACAUCCUGGGUAAAGACAUCCGCACAGAGCUGAGCGCCAUCAGACAGAGUCUGGGGGUCUGUCCACAGCACAACGUCCUCUUCAGCAUGCUGACCGUAGAGGAGCACAUCUGGUUCUACGCUCGGCUGAAGGGUCUGUCGGAGGAACAGGUCAAAGGCGACAUCGAGCACAUUCUGCAGGACACGGGGCUGCCGCACAAACGCAAGUCCAGGACCAGCACCCUGUCGGGGGGCAUGCAGAGGAAGCUGUCCGUGGCUCUGGCCUUCGUCGGGGGCUCAAAGGUGGUGAUUCUGGAUGAGCCCACCGCCGGCGUGGACCCCUACGCCCGCAGAGGGAUCUGGGACAUGCUGCUGAAGUACAGACAGGGUCGGACCAUCAUCCUGUCCACGCACCACAUGGACGAGGCGGACAUCCUGGGCGACCGCAUCGCCAUCAUCUCCCACGGGAAGCUGUGCUGCGUGGGCUCGUCUCUGUACCUGAAGAACCAGCUGGGGACGGGCUACUACCUGACCCUGGUGAAGAAGGACCCGGAGCCGUCGCUCAGCUCCUGCAGGAACUCGUCCAGCACCGUGUCCUUCACCAAGAAGGACGAGGAGGGCGCCUCGGUCAGCAGCAGCGAUGCAGGACUUGGCAGCGAACAUGAAAGUGAGGCAGCCACCAUCGAGAACGGCCCCGCGGCGUCCAUCUGCACCAGCCCCUUCGUCCCGCCGGACGCGACCCUGGUGUCUGCGCUGAUCCUGCGCCACGUCCCGGCCGCCCGCCUGGUYGAGGACCUGGGCCACGAGCUGACCUACAUCCUGCCGUACAGCGCCGCCAAAGACGGCGCCUUCGUGGAGCUCUUCAAAGACCUGGACGUGAAGCUGCACGACCUCGGCAUCUCCAGCUACGGAGUGUCCGACACCACWCUGGAGGAGAUUUUCCUAAAAGUGGCRGAAGAUAACGGCGUCGACACUGAGGUACCCUCAGAUGGGACACUUCCUGUUCAGAGGCGGAGGAGGACUCACGCCUUCGGGGGAGGGGACCAUCAGAGCUGCCUACGACCCAUACCUGAGGACGACAACGACGAGUGCAACGACUCGGAAGGAGACGCUGACUGCAAAGAGACGGACUGGAUGAACUCCACCCCCGGGAAAGGGUCCUACCAGGUGAAUGGGUGGAGCCUAAAGAGGCAGCAGUUUGUGGCGCUGAUGUGGAAACGCUUCCUGUACGCUCGACGCUCCAGGAAAGGCUUCUUCGCUCAGAUCGUUCUCCCGGCCGUGUUCGUCUGCAUCGCUCUCGUCUUCAGCCUCAUCGUGCCGCCGUUUGGAAAGUAUCCCAGCCUGGAGCUGCAGCCGUGGAUGUACGAGGACCAGGUCACCUUUAUCAGCGAUGACGCACCUGGAGACGCCAACAUGCAGAAGUUACUGAACGCUCUGAUGGACCCUCCUGGCUUCGGGACUCGCUGCAUGGACGGACAUUCUAUUCCAGAGGCCCCCUGUACGAUGGGAGACGAGGACUGGCACACACCCGAUGUCCCAGAAAGCGUCCAGCAGCUGUUCAGCUCCAGAAACUGGACCAUGGAGAACCCGUCCCCGYACUGUUUCUGCACCACCAACGGCAGGAAGAGGAUGCUGCCGGACUGUCCCGAAGGAGCCGGGGGUCUCCCCCCACCUGAG
Molecule: messenger RNA, 4161 nt
Organism: Austrofundulus limnaeus
Lineage: Eukaryota; Metazoa; Chordata; Actinopteri; Cyprinodontiformes; Rivulidae
Gene: abca1b
Product: ATP-binding cassette, sub-family A (ABC1), member 1B
Biological process (GO): transmembrane transport; lipid transport
Cellular component (GO): membrane; intracellular membrane-bounded organelle
Molecular function (GO): lipid carrier activity; ATP binding; ABC-type transporter activity
Source: RefSeq, a predicted model, not a curated record